AUGUAUCCGAGCACCUGUAAUAGUACACGAGCCUCGUCGAGGGUAGAUACAUCGAUCGAUGUAUCCUUACCCACGGCGCCGAAAAGCAAGCUCUUUGCAUUCCUCGUCGGCGUCGACGAGUAUGCGGAUCCUAAGCUCAACCUGUUAGGUGCAGUCAAAGACGCACAGAAGAUCAAGACUUUCCUGCUUCACCAACAACCUCCCGUCAGCAAGGACCGCAUCAUUCUUCUCAAGAACUCCCGUGCGACCGCGGAUACGAUCAUCGAGUUCCUCCAGUAUCUAUGUCUCUCCACCGCGGACGAGCUUCAAGUCGGGCGCGGCGGCCAUGCCAAAGAGGACAUUCCGCCCGAGAUGCGUGGCAAAGAGCUGCCCGCUUACGGCGACCCCAUCCUGAUCUACUAUGCUGGACACGGCAGUACACUCCCGAAACCAGAGGGCUGGGUGAGCGAAAAUUCGCGCAUCCAGUGCCUGUCGCCGCACGACGCCCGCGUCGGCCCCAAUAAUACAGUGAUCAAUGUCAUCCCCGACAGGACCUUCGGCGCGCUCCUCGAGCGCCUAGCGGAUAAGAAGGGCAAGAACAUUACCGUGAUCCUCGAUUGCUGCCACUCCGGCUCGGGCACUCGCAACGACGCCGUGCCCCGCGGCAUGGAGUUCAAGUCAGUCGAUGACAAGGAACUCACGCUCGACCCGAUGUACCAACGAGACCUGUGGGCCAGCGCUCAACGGGGCAUUCCCUAUAUGGCCAACUUCGCCAACACUGGCUUGACGUCUCAUGUCGUUCUGGCGGCUUGCGGCCCGGACGAGAGCGCCUAUGAGGACCGUGAGAAGCAUGAGGGCCGUUUCACGUCGGCUUUCCUGGGCGUCCUCGAGAAUGCCGGCACGGACACCUUGACCUAUUCGGAGUUGAUUGGGCGUUUGGACAAUUUGCCAUCCCAAACUCCUCGAUGCGAAGGACGUGACAAGCAUAAACGGAUCCUCUUCGACGCGGGUCUCAAGCAGCGCGAUCGUGACUGCUACGGUAUCGAACCCAACAAGGAACCUGCCACCGCAGCACCGUAUCUCAUCCGUGCGGGACAGAUCAACAGCGUGGGCAAGGACGACGUGUUCGCCGUGUACCGCGAUCGGAGCACGUACUCAUCGGGAGGAGAUGCCGUCGGCCAUCUCGUCGUCCAAUCUGUCACCUCAGACUCGAGCUUCGUGUCGUUCUUAGACAACUCCGCCUUCGACAUCCCCGACAUCGGCAACGCUGUUGCGUCCUUGUCUCGCGUGAAGAGUCCCGACGCUUUUCGUGUCAACGUCAAGAUCGACGGUGGCCAAUACCCGGAACUUCGACAGAGGGUAGAGGAAGCUCUUAAGCAGGUUGUCCAGGAGUCCGUCGAAUCAAUCAACACCGGCCCAUCGGACAAAUCUGCACCUCGCGUCGCCAGGUCGUCUGCGAACAAGGCGUCCAUCUCCAUUGCUCAUCAUAAGGACAACACCGUCUACUUCGAGUUCGAGAGCGGCAUCAUCUACGAGACGCUGGGGCUCAAGCGCCUGGGCGGGCCUAUGAAGGGCGACCAUACGAUUCUCCUCCCCGCCCUGCGGUCUGCCGCCCACUUCUUCCGUCACCUCGGUUCAUCCCCAUCCCCCAAGUCCGCUCAUCUUCUGCGUCAACAUGUCGAUGUGCGAAUUUGCGAGCUGGAUGGUGGUGUGGAGAUUGGUAAAGAUGGAGUGCUGUUCAAUAAUUCGAGACCCUCCGCGCGGUUCAUCGACGGGAAGAUGUGCGGCUUGUUCAAGCCUACGCUGUCCCGCGUCAACGGGCCGAAGCCGACGCAGACGCUCUAUGGCGUCGACGUGCUCAAUCGGUCCGGAGUCAAGAUGUACGUCUGGCUGUUUUACUUCGAUUGCAGCACGCUCCAAAUCAAGGAAUACUACUCCCCGCCAGUCGUAUCCGGAGAUAGUGAAGCCCCAUUGCCGCCAUUCAUGAAGACGCCUCUUCCGCUCAACUAUGGCGAUUCUGGCGGUGUUCCGCUCGCGUUCGAGGUUCCGGCGGGCCUGACGUUCGACGGCGGUUUUCUUCGGAUAUUCCUCUCCACGAGGAAUCUUGAGCUAUCGACUAUCGAGCAAGACGGCAUAGUGACACCUGGCGAGGCGAUGGGAGUGCUGAAUAUGAAUCAGCUGAAGCUGGCUCCGGAUAUGUGGGACGCUAUCACGAUUCCCGUGAGGUUGGGAUAG
This is a messenger RNA of Peniophora sp. CBMAI 1063, 2214 nucleotides long. NCBI's taxonomy places the organism in Eukaryota, Fungi, Basidiomycota, Agaricomycetes, Russulales, Peniophoraceae. The record is from the annotation of a GenBank genome assembly.